AGAACAACAUGAGGGUGAGUUUCAAUUCUUCCUUUUUUUGUUUUUAAAAGCGUGAAAGCGAUCUGUUUUCUCUCUCUCUCUCCACCCACCUUAAUUCCUUCUCUUAUCUGUUUGUUCCACUCUCUGAUCGCUCUGCUGGAUGUGUGUUCAAGUGAGAGGACAUUCCGCGUCUUUCAGUGACGUGUGACUAUUAAAAGAAAGAAAAACAACAAACAAAGCUUCAGUGGUUAUUUAUUGAUAUGGUGUGUUGUCUAUUAUCUUUUAUUAUUUGGAGAUCUCUGCAUGUGAACUUCCUUUGGUUCUGUAGAGAAGAUGUGGACCAUCUGUAGCUCUUCAGUUCAUCUGGAGACGCUUCAGAAAUAACUCUCCUGUCGUAAGUAUACGAUAGAUAACCAGCGCUCUGUCGUUUCUUAUUCAACAUAAAGAGAAAAGGCAAGUAUCAUGUGAACGUAUACGCUAUACGCAGUACUGUAUCACAUCAAUGAUAUUUAACGUUCAUCUUCACACGUUUUUAAAAUAUAUGAUUGAAUGUAUACUUGAAUGAUGUGGCAAUAAAUGUAGAUAGUUUAAAUCUAUGGGUCUCAUUACAAUCUCAAUUACUCAUUAAAACAAAUGUAAAGGACAACAAUGUCUUGUGUAACUUUUUGUAAAAGAGCUCAAAAUGCAUAAUAACUUGCACUGGCGUGGACUUGCCCGUCAGGAACAGAAAUGCAAGUGAAUAAACAAAGAGCUUGUGUUUUGGUUGUUUUGUAAAACUGCUAAUAAAAGAAGCAAUGCCGUUCUCACCUUCCAAGAUAUUUUUAACUCUUUCCUUCUGCAGGACCCCCCAAAAUCCCACUGGUGUUUACUGAGCCGCUGAGCAACAACUGCAGCCCUCACCAGACAUUCAGAGCAGGAGAGUGCGGUGAAGUGUGUUUACACUUGAAUCAGAUGAUCUGUGUGUGAAAACUGAUGGAAGCGACACAGUUUUAAAGAAAUGAAGACUCGAAAUCAAAUCAACGCAAAGUGACAGAGUUCAUGACAGCUGAUAACAACAUGGCCAUCACGAGCUCGUCAUCCACCGGGCUGCUGAUGCUGAUGUUGCUCGUGACUUUACCGUACUCUAGAGGCGCGUGUCCGCGCCCGUGCGCCUGUUACGCUCCCGCUGAAGUUCACUGCACGUUCCGCUCGCUCGUCGCCGUGCCCGCGGGCAUCUCCACCGGAGUUCAGCGCAUUAAUCUGGGGUUUAACACUAUAAAUCACAUCACCAACGUGUCAUUUCAUGGCCUCAGACAUCUGGAGCUCCUCAUGAUGCAUGGAAAUAAUGUGCAGAACAUUCCAGAUGGUGCAUUUCAGGAUCUUGCGUCUUUACAGAUUUUAAAAAUGAGUUACAACAAGUUGAGAAUCAUCACUGGCCACACCUUCUCCAGUUUGACGUCACUCGUCCGACUCCAUCUGGACCACAACCGCGUAGAGUUCAUCCACCCAGACGCUUUCCACGGGAUGACAUCACUUCGCCUGCUUCAUCUGGAGGGCAAUCAUCUGCAGAAGCUUCAUCCUGCCACCUUCAGCACAUUCUCUGUGUUCCAGCACUUUCCCGUCUCCACGCUGAAGCAUCUGUACGUGUCUGAGAAUCUCCUGAAGACGCUGCCCAGAGAGAUGCUGGAGAACAUGCCUCAGCUGGAGAACAUCUUCAUGUCCGGGAACCCGUGGAGCUGUGACUGCACCAUGAGCUGGCUGCAGAACUGGAGAACGUCCGUGGUGAAAUGUAAAAAGGACAGGUCGUUUGCUGACAGUCGGCUGUGUCCCCGCUGCUCGUCUCCUAAACACCUGAAGGGAAAACAGAUGUCAGAUGUUAAAGAAUUCAUCUGCUCAGGACCGACCAUCACCUCUUCGGAAAAUCACAUCACGCAUGAGGAGAACAACAGUGAGCUUCUGCCCAUCGACAGGAUCAAAGCGCCUUUUGGAAACCUCUCUCUGGUUUUAUCGGAUGAACACGGGAACAAAGCGCAUCUGUUCUGUCACAUACUUGAACCCAGAGACUCCACUAAAAUCAGCUGGAACUACACCAGAUCCUGGCAGAUCGCUGCAAACCUGACUCUGUUUUUCGACGUGGAAUGUUCUGUGAACAGAGAAAACUAUGAAAGCUUAUGGAGGCUGCUGGCUUACUACAGUGAAGUCGCUGUACAUCUGAGAAGAGAGAUCAUGUUGACCAAACACCCCGAGGUGAGCUACAGAUACAGACAAGACAUCGAGAAAGACGCCUUCUAUUACACCGGUGUGAGGGCCGAGGUCUUAACUCGACCGGCGUGGCUCAUGCAGUCCUUUAUAAACGUGAAAUUGAACAGACAUUAUUCUUCAUCCAAGAGCGUGCGACUCAUUCUUAACACUUAUGUGUCCACCGUCGCAGAUCAGGAGAUGAUCAGACAGCAGAAGAGAUCCUGGGUCAUGAUCCAACAAAACAACAAAACACAAACAAUCUUCAGUUCUCUUGUAGGUGGGAUGAUUGAAAUGAAGUGUGUUGUGCACAGCUCUGAGGACGCUGCUGUGAUUCUCUGGAUGUUACCCGACGGUUCGAGGAUCAGAGCAGCGUCUAGCACACAUCAUAACAGAGUGACUGUCUCUAACACCGGAACGCUUCACAUUAAAUCUGUCGAACACGCCAACGCUGGAGUGUAUUACUGCAUCGCUGAAGUCACGGGAGAUAUGGAUAUUCUGCCUUUCCGCUUGGCGGUGGUGGACUCGUCCACACCUCUUCAGGGAGAAGACAUCGGAAGUGCUUUAACCAGAUUUGUCGGUGAGUCAUCCACUUUGUCGUGUCUUUCUGUAGCCGCACCGGACGCUGUGGUGGACUGGAUCUUUCCAGAUGGCAGUAUAUUGAAUUCAGAGUCAAACUCAUCCAGAGCUUCAAUCUACUCUAACGGGACUUUACUCAUUCCGUAUAGUCAGCUUAACAACAAUGGAUAUCACAAAUGUGUCAUCAUGAACCAACACGGUGCGGAUGUGAUGGCUACUAAACUCACGGUUUUGAGAAGGAAAGGAGCUCAGCCGCUUCGAGCGUAUCCCAGCAGGCCUCAGUCUGCCGCCGGUGUGUCCACUAAAGUAAAAGCGUUUGUGGAGGAUGUGGAAGAGGCGUCUGGAGAUGAUGUCAACACUCAUGAGCGAAUAAUACCCAACAGAAUCUUCAUUAAUCGCAGGAAGGGUCAGGGUUCAUUUGGCCACGGCAGACGCAGACGACCCUUCACGAAAAACAUGCGUGGAGAGAUAAAUAAAACCGCUCAUGCCAAAAACAAUAUGGAUCCACAGAAGUGGGCUGACAUUUUGGCCAAAAUCCGUGAGAAAAACACCCGAAAAAAUCCAUCAGUUUACAAAACACCGGUGAAAAGUGUACAGAGAGGGAAUGAAGAACAUCCAGCACAGACUGAUAAUACAGAAGGUUCAUCUCCAGAUGAUUCUGCUCAACAUGCUCAUAACACACAAACAGCUACUGAGGAAGAAAAUAAAAACAUCACUCACACAUCAGAGGUCAACACCAUCACAGAUCCUCAAUCUGUUUCUAAUGAUGUCAUCACAAAGGAGAGACAUGUGGGCACCAUAAGGGAUGAAAAGACAGAAAAUAAACAAAUAUACUCAGGGCCUGUCAUCCAACCUCAAUCUGAACCGGACAAUAAACUUUCCUUGUCUAAGACUAUCAUCAGAACUUCACUGUCUAACCCUUCGAACAGCAGCAUUGUUGAGAAAGCAAGAAAUCAACUGAGCUCAAGACGACGAUAUGGAAGCAGGCGGAGAAUGCCGUUUAGAAGACCGUUCUCGAAACUCCUGACAAACGAACCACAGUCAACAACUGCAGGAGUUCACAAGAGUUCAACCGUCACAAUGAACACAGAUCAGAUCACACAAGACAGAGACACAUCUGUCUAUCCAACCACUGGAGACACUGACCACAUCUAUCCCACAAUAAUCCCACCUGAAUCUGUCUAUCCAACCCUUAAAACUACUGCCCACAACAACCCCACAAUCCCACCUGAAGACACAUCUGUCUAUCUGUCCUCUAGAGACACUGACCACAUCUACUCAACAGGAGACACAUCUAUCCACUCUAACACUUACAUCUAUCCCACAAUCUCAACUGGAUCCGUGAAUCCAACCUCUGGAGAAACUGCCAACAGUUACGCUACAAUCCCACCUGAAGGCACAACUAUCCAUCCAACCCCUAGAUCCACUGCUCACGUCUAUCCCACAAUCUCCACAGGAUCUGUGAAUCCAACCCCUGGAGCUACUGUGCACAAUAACCCCACCAUCCCUCCCCAAAACACAUCUAUCCAUCCAACCCUUAAAACUUCCCCCACAAUCCCAGCAGGGGACACAUUUGUCUAUCCAACUUCUGAAAAAACAGACCACGAUGACACCAUUAUCCCACCUGAAUCUGUCUAUGUGACCCCUAAAACUACUGCCCGCAACAACCCCACAAUCCCACUUGAAGACACAUCUGUCCGUCCAGCGUUUGGAGAAACUGUAAACGAAUAUCCCACAAACCCAAGUAGAGACAAAUCGACCUAUCCAUCCCCUAAAACAACUUCUCACAUCUAUCCCACAAUUCCGCCUGAAUCGGUCUAUCUGACCCCUAAAACUACAUCCCACAACAACCCCACAAUCCCACCUGAAGACACAUCUGUCCGUCCAGCCUUUGGAGAAACUGACCACAUAUACCCUACAGACCCAUCUGAAGACAAAUCUGUUCAUCCGACCCCUAAAACUACUGCCCACAUCUAUCCCCCAAUCCCACCUGAAUCUGUCUAUCCAUCCACUGGAGAAACUGACCACAAACAUCCCACAAUCCCAACAGGAGACGCAUUUGUCUACCCAACCUCUGGAAAAUCUGCCCACACUCACCCCAAAACUACUGCCUACAGUUAUCCCACAAUCCCAACUGUCCAUCAAACCACUGAAGCAACAGUCAACACACCAGAAAACAAACACAUGACUGUUUUACAGGAGAAAGAGGAUGAAGAUAUUGCAGGAGAGAAUGUGGAGUACAUAACAUCCAUAAAUGUAGAUCCAACAUCAACACCUGUUGCUGGACACCUGAUCUCACCGACAUCAGCUUUACAGACAGAUAACAGUGAGACGGAUACAGCAGAAGACAGCUUUUCACCUGAAUCACAUUCUGAUCUUCGACCAGAGAACGAUGCAUUGAAAAGAGGAAGUGUUGCUUCUAAAGAAGAAUCUGUUCAGUUCACUUCAGUUCCACCACCAGCUGACAGGUUUCAAGAAGAAUCCAUUCAAAAUCAAGUGCCUUUACCAUUAACAACAGAGACGCCAACAAAACCUGUCAUCUCUGCAGGGAGACCUCACAGUGAAAACAACGAGAUUAUCUUCUUCAGGUCCGUUUCUACUGCUGAGAAACCUUUGAUUGUUCCAGCAGCGACCAUCACCUCCAUCACCACCAAACCCAUUACAACAACAACCACCAGCACCAAAACACCUGCUGUCCACACAACACCCGACCAAACCCUACAUCAGAACAGAAUCCCGUUUUACACCAGAAACCCUGGAACAAAUCACAUAGACGCCAGGAAACAUGGAAGAGUUCCCAUCACAAAAAACAGAGAUCAUUACACUGAGAGUAGAAAUGCAUCUGGAGAUCCUUCAUCUGUACAUAUAAAAAACACCCAAACUACAUCAACCGCUGGAUCAGACCAUUCCACAACAUCCUCAAACAUCGCACAGUCUUAUCAGACAGCAGGAGUGAACAGGAAGUGGAGUGAAACAACCCCUGUUGUACAGAUGAGACCCAGAAUAACUCCAGGUAAACUUCAUACAGUCACUGUUAAUGCUGGAUCACGUGUACAGAUCUCCUGUGAUGCUGACGGAGAACCCAAACCUCACCUGAGCUGGACCAAAAUCUCCACAGGAGCUGUUAUGUCAGCAAACACCAGAAUCCAGCGGUUUGAGGUUCAGUCGAAUGGAACAUUGAUCAUUCAGAACGUUCAGCUUCAGGACCGUGGUCAGUAUGUCUGUCUGGCUGGUAAUGUCUAUGGUUCUGAUAAGAUGACUGUGACUCUGGUGGUGUCGGCUCAGGUGCCCAGAGUGACACUUCCACGUCAUCGAGAUCUGAGGGUCUGUCUGGGAAACAGCGCUCUUAUGGAAUGCCAGGCACAAGGUCUGCCCUCUCCCAACAUUAGUUGGGUUCUUCCGGACCGUUCUGUGGUUCGUACUGUUAGUGAAUCAGACGGGAUGGGAAAGAAGAUUGUGCUGUUUGCUAACGGGACUCUUGCCAUCAAACGCACCAGUUACCUGGACAGAGGGGUUUAUAAAUGCAUCGCGAGUAACGCCGCCGGGGCGGACAUGCUGACGGUGAGGCUUCAGAUUGCAGCGUUGCCUCCGAUGAUCCAUCAACAGCGCAGAGAAAACCAAACGGUCCCGGACGGACAGGACGUGUUCAGUCACUGCACUUCUGAGGGCUCUCCGAGUCCAUCCGUCCGCUGGGUGACGUUCAGCGGAACACAGAUUCGUCCGUCACAGUUCAUCAAUGGAAACCUGUUUGUUUUCCCCAACGGGACGCUGUAUAUUCGUAAAGCCACAGAAAAGGAUUCUGGGAAUUAUGAAUGUGUGGCUAUGAAUUCUGUUGGUGUGGCUUCGAGGAGUGUGAAUGUGCAGGUAAAGAGAAACUCAUCGCUGGUUAAAAUCAUCUCCAGCUCUUCACAGAAUACAGACGUUCAGUACGGAGGACAGUUGAGUUUACACUGUACUGCCACUCGACAACCCCAUCCCAGAAUCAUCUGGAGAACACCCUCCAAAAAACUACUCCACGCUCAUUACAGCUCUGAUGGAAGGAUGAAGGUGUUCAGUAAUGGUUCUCUCAUCAUCAGUCCAGUGACGGAGAAGGAUGCUGGCGACUAUCUCUGUUUGGCCAGAAAUAAAAUGGGUGAUGAUUAUUUGCUGGUGACGGUGAACGUGUUGAUGAAAGCUGCUAAAAUCCAACACAAGCUACUAAACAACCACAAAGUGUCAUACGGAGGUGAGCUGAAGGUGGACUGCAUCGCUUCAGGUCUUCCUGACCCGGAGAUCGCGUGGAGUCUUCCAGAUGGCACCAUGAUCAACAGCGUCCUGCCGUCAGAUCACAGCGCCGUUCGCAAUAAGAGAUACGUGGUGUUUGACAAUGGCACCCUCUACUUCAAUCAGGUGGGCAUGAGAGAGGAGGGAGACUACACCUGCUACGCUCAGAACCACAUGGGUAAAGAUGAGAUGAAGGUUCACAUCCAGGUGUUGGCGGACGCACCGGUGAUCCAAAACAACACUUAUCAUGUGUUGAGAGUUCAUCACGGAGAGACGGCCGUCGUCCACUGCAGCGCUAAAGGAAUACCAGCUCCCACCAUCACAUGGACGUCCCCGACUCAUCGCGUCAUAUCACCGGUGUCAAACAAACACCAGAUCACCAGUGAUGGCACGCUGCACAUUCACAAGAUCCAGAAACUUGACACGGGAAAUUAUACGUGUUUAGCGAGAAACAUCGUGGGAACAGACAGGAAAGUCGUUCAUGUUGAAGUUCUUGCGGACGUUCCUGUUAUUAACGGAUUCAAGGAGAGUUCAGGAAUCAUCAGGAGAACGGCUGUGACAGAUCGUCGUGUUCUUUUAGACUGUAGAACAGAAGGAAAGCCUGUUCCUCAGAUCACAUGGGUGCUGCCCAACAACAUCACCCUUCCUGUGCCGUACUACAGCUGGAGAAUCACCAUCCAUCACAAUGGCACUCUAGACAUCCGCUCGCUGAGGAUGACCGAUUCUGGUGUGUUCCUCUGCAUGGCCCGGAACGAAGGAGGAGAAGCUAAACUUCAGAUCCACCUCCAUGUGACUGAUAAUAUUGAAAAGCCACGGUUAAGAGAUCUGCCCAUGGAGCACAUGCCUCUGACCGAUGGAGCAUCAGUGACUCUCAGCUGUUCUGUCGACGGUCGGCCCGCACCAGACAUCACCUGGACUCUACCCAACGGCACAUCUCUCCUCAGAGGAACCGCUGCUUCCCGCUUUCAUCAUAAACUGGAUGGAUCUUUGUUCAUCAGAGAAGCUUCAGUUUCAGAUGCGGGCCGGUAUCGCUGUGUGGGGCGUAACAGUGCAGGACAUGUGCAACGGACAGUCACGUUAGAGUCCGGCAGAAGACCGGAUAUAUUUAACAAGUACAGUUCUCUGGUCAGCAUUAUUAAUGGUGAGAAUUUACAGCUGAACUGUCAAUCCAACGGGGAUCCAGAACCCAAACUCACGUGGACACGACCUGACGGAGUCAUUCUGACCCGACCGCAGCAAACGGGCCGUUACUCUGUUCUGAAGAACGGAACCCUGAGCGUCCAGAGAGCGUCUGUCUAUGACAGAGGAAUAUACGUCUGUCAGACUGCAAAUCAACACGGAUCAUCCAGUCUGACAGUUUCUGUCAUCGUCAUCGCGUAUCCUCCGCGCAUCACCAGCGGCCCGCCGGCCGUCACGUACGCCAGGAGCGGCGUCGCGCUUCAGCUUCAGUGUUUAGCUCUGGCCACACCUAAAGCGGAGGUGAUCUGGGAGACCCCCGAUGGCAUUCAGUUGAAAGUGGGCGUCCAGACGCGUCUCUACGGGAAUAAAUACCUCCACCCGCAGGGUUCACUGACCAUUCAGAGCCCUUCAAAAAAAGACAAUGGGUUAUAUAAGUGCAGCGCUAAAAAUGUGGUGGGUAGUGACAGCAGAUCAACAUACGUGUAUGUGUUUUAAUGAGCGUACAGACACGCUUGGAGAACUGUCGGAGAAUCGUCAGCCGCCACUAGCAUGUUUACGCACAAAAUAUAAACAAUGCAAGAAAGUGGUUUUACACCCUCUCGCUUUACAGAUCUUAAAGGGAUAGUUCACACAAAAAUCUAAUUUGUGUCAUUCUUUUACUCACCCACAUGACGUUCUACACAUUUUAAGACCUCAUCGCGUCUUUGGAACAGAAAUAAAAAUAUUUUUGAUCACAUCCGAGAGCUUUCCAGGCCUCCUCAGGGUAAUUCUCUCUGUCAAGGUCCAGAAAUGCACUGAAGACAUGGUUUGAAUUUGUAUGAGUGCUGCGCUGUGCAUUCUGGAAUAAGGAUAAGUGUUUGUUGACAGUUUGCACUGGCAUGGCAGCUCGCGGACAAACUUGCAGUUGUGAGGAGAUGCGCAGCCUCGUAGAAGUUUGGUCUGAUGACCAGAUUACAUCCCAACUUUCGAAAACUCACAAGAAAGCUCAAUAUUUUCAUUGUUUAGCAAACAACUCAGGGAAAGGGGGUUUAAUAGAUCUGUGGAACAGUGCUGGGUUAAGGUAAAGAAACUCCGUCAGCAGUACAUCCAAGUGCGGGAUGUACAAGUUCCCCUGGUACGAGGACCUCGAUAAUAUACUUGGGACAAAACCGGACGUUGACCCGGUGGAUGUUGUUGAGAUGGCCAUCGCCGCUAACAAUGAUGCGAAUGAUGCUAGCACAGUUGACGAGAGUACUUUACGUGCACAAAAGAAACCAAAAUAAUGACUUUAAAUGAUGUUUUAUUAACAAGGUUCGGGAGGAGCACGUGCAGAUAAUUAACUCGGCUGGCUUUGGAUAAACAAUCACAGCAAUCAUCCUAACAGCCUAUAAGUAGCCAAGCCACCUCACCUCCUUUCUCUCGGACGUUUCACAGCAUCCCGACUCCACACCACGAGGCCGUUUUUACCUCAGCACGAUCCGGGUCCGGGCACACACCAAGCCCGGGGCCCUCUCCCGAGUCAAGGGGCAGGUGCUCCGAGUUCGAGGAGGAUUACUGAGCUCAGAGCCCUCGCCCUGGGACAGCAUGCCAAACACGCAUACUAUCCGUCCCAGCUGCUAGGUGACCUCGUGAAUCAAAAUAUUGUUCUCUUCCCUGUCAGUCUACGGCGCGCGUUCACAAGAGCACCACGACGCAUGUGCUUGAAUGCUGCAUGUCGCAUGCGUUGGGGCACAACCUGGAUGCGCAUGCAUCGUGGUGGUCUUGUGAACGCGCGUCGUAGACUCGUUUCAAUUGAACCACUGUGAUCAGAUGGACCAUCUUAAUGAUGUCUUUAGUACUUUUCUGGACCUUGACUGAGAGAAUUACCAUAAUGUGUAUGAGGAGGCCUGGAAAUGGAUGUCAUCAAAAAGAACUUUAUUUGUGUUUGAAGAUGCAGGGAGGUCUUAAAACGUCAUGUGGGUGAGUAAAAACAUGACAACGUUUCGAUUUUUGGGUGAACUAGCCCUUUAAGAUUGGUUUAGAAGUUGGUUUGUAGACUUGCUUUCCAUCCAUGGAACCUCUCAUACAACGACUCAAAGAUAAAACCAUGGCUUUAAGAUUAUUAGAUCUUGAAUUCACUCUCAGUUUCUUUGGAUAAAAGUCAAAUGUAGAUGUUAACAGUCACGUUGUGUAUUAAAAUGAUAUCGUAGUGUGAGAGAGAGAGAGAUUCUCUGGUCAUGUAAAGCUGUGAGUGUUUCUAACAGCAGCAUGUGUGUGCGUGCGUGAGUAUGGCCUUGUUUUUAUAUCCCGGUGUGGGGACCUAAACCUGAAUACACACCAACUCGUGGGGAUGCAAAAAAGCUUAUAAAUCGUACAAAACAAUAUUUUUUAAAAAUCUAAAAAUGUUUUCUAUGAUCUUGAGGUUUAGGGGAUGAAGUAUACAGUUUGUACAGUAUAAAAAUCAUUACGCCUUUGGACUGUCCCCACAGAGAUAACAAACCAGACGUGUGCGUGCGUGUUUUAUCUGUAAAUUGAUCAUAUGUCUGGAAGUGAAAUGAUUUCUCACUGGUACAUUAUACUGAAUAAAAUUAUAUUUUU
Messenger RNA from Triplophysa rosa, 10773 nucleotides. RefSeq names its product matrix-remodelling associated 5b (gene mxra5b). Gene Ontology annotation, molecular function: protein binding. The transcript is spliced from 8 exons. NCBI's taxonomy places the organism in Eukaryota, Metazoa, Chordata, Actinopteri, Cypriniformes, Nemacheilidae. Gene Ontology annotation, cellular component: extracellular region. Bases 1018 to 8712 code for a protein of 2564 amino acids. The record is from RefSeq and is a predicted model, not a curated record.